Messenger RNA from Ascoidea rubescens DSM 1968, 915 nucleotides. RefSeq names its product 4-nitrophenylphosphatase (gene PHO13). The transcript has a single exon. Gene Ontology annotation, molecular function: alkaline phosphatase activity; phosphoglycolate phosphatase activity. Lineage: Eukaryota; Fungi; Ascomycota; Saccharomycetes; Ascoideales; Ascoideaceae. The record is from RefSeq and is a predicted model, not a curated record. Bases 1 to 915 code for a protein of 304 amino acids.
AUGGAUAUUAGCAAGAUUACAAGUAAAGAACAGGCUGUUGGAUUUUUAAAUCAGUUUGAUAACUUUCUAUUUGACUGUGAUGGAGUUAUUUGGAGUGGGAAUACACUUUUGCCAAAAACAAUUGAGAUUCUAACAUAUUUAAAGAUGGAGUUACACAAGAAUCUAAUAUUUGUUUCAAAUAACUCGACCAAGUCUAGAGAGGAGUAUUUGAAGAAAUUUCGUAAAUUAGGGAUCAAUUUUAUAAAUAAAAACGAGAUUUUCAAUUCGAGUUUCGCAAGUGCAAUUUAUAUUGAGAAGAUUCUCAAUGUCAAUAAAGAAACUGACAAGGUUUUUGUGAUUGGAAUGAGAGGAAUUGAAGGCGAGUUGAGGGAAGCAGGAAUCAAGUAUAUUGGAGGAGAAGAUAUUAGAUUGGAUGAUAAAUUCAGUGUUGAAGAGAGCGAGUAUUUCCAAAACCUUGAUCCAAGUGUUAAAGUUGUAUUGGCAGGAUUAGAUUUGAAUAUCAAUUACCACAGACUAGCUAUUGGGUUACAGUAUUUAUUGAGGCCAGAGGUCUUUUUCGUUUCAACCAACAUUGAUUCGACAUUUCCAAAUGGAAAAUUCAAAUUGCCUGGAGCAGGCACAAUGAUAAAGGCCCUAGAGACCUGUUCAAAUAGAAAGUCGAUUAGUUGUGGGAAACCCAACUUGAAUAUGAUGAAGAGCAUUAUCAAAGAACACAAUAUCGAUAUUAGCAGAAGUGUUAUGGUUGGAGACAGGUUAAAUACUGAUAUCAAAUUUGGGAAAUUGGGAGGAUUAAGUACAUUAUUGGUUUUGUCAGGUAUUUGCAGUGAAGAGGAUGUCUUUAGUAAGGAUAACGAUGUUGUGCCAAAUUAUUAUAUCAAUAAGUUGGGAGAUUUGUACGAAUUGAUCCAUGAAUAG